Danio aesculapii is the source of this 2640-nucleotide messenger RNA. Its product is annotated as gastrula zinc finger protein XlCGF57.1-like. Bases 157 to 1512 code for a protein of 451 amino acids. NCBI's taxonomy places the organism in Eukaryota, Metazoa, Chordata, Actinopteri, Cypriniformes, Danionidae. The transcript has 3 exons. Gene Ontology annotation, biological process: regulation of transcription by RNA polymerase II. Gene Ontology annotation, molecular function: RNA polymerase II cis-regulatory region sequence-specific DNA binding; DNA-binding transcription factor activity. The record is from RefSeq and is a predicted model, not a curated record.
GCGGAGAGUGAAGAGUGCAGAGCUUUGCUGUUUGCUGUUUAAUUCCUUUAAUUCCACUUAUGUUACGAGUGUUGUGCGUCUAUUCAAAGUUAACUAUAAACACUAAAAUAUUCCCAUCAGGCUACGUUGAAGACUUAAUUGAAGGACAGCAAGAACAUGAGCGAUCCAGAACCCUGCGAAAUUAAAAAUGAAGACUCUGAACAACAAAUAGACCUAAUUGAAGAGAAUGAGGGGAAUAAAGAGGAGGAACAUUAUAUCAAAAUUGAGGAAAAAACUCAUUUACAGACUGAUGGUAUUUUAAAAAGGAGAGACAAGAAUUGUUUCACCUGCACUCAUUGUGGAAAGAGUUUUGGAAGUAAAGGCGAUCUUACGAUUCACAUCAGGAUCCACACUGAAGAGAAACCAUUCACAUGCACUCAGUGUGGGAAGAGUUUUAGCCACUCAUCACGCCUUAAUCAACACAUGAUGAUCCACACAGGAGAGAAACCAUUCACAUGCACUCAGUGUGGGAAGCGUUUCAGCCAAUCAUCACACCUUAAUAAACAUAUGAUGAUCCACACUAGAGAGAAACCUUUCACAUGCGCUCAGUGUGGGAAGAGUUUUAGCCAAUCAUCACGCCUUAAUGAACACAUGAUGAUCCACACAGGAGAGAAACCAUUCACAUGCUCUCAGUGUGGGAAGAGUUUCAUCCGCUCAUCAUCCCUUAAUCUACACAUGAUGAGCCACACUGGAGAGAAACCAUUCAAAUGCCUUCAGUGUGGGAAGAGUUUUUGCCAAUCAUCAAACCUUAAUCUGCACAUGAUGAGCCACACUGGAGAGAAACCAUUCAAAUGCCUUCAGUGUGGGAAGAGUUUUUGCCAAUCAUCAAACCUUAAUCUACACAUGAUGAUCCACACAGGAGAGAAACCAUUCACAUGUACUCAGUGUGGGAAGAGUUUUAACUGCUUUUCGCACCUUAAUCAACACAUGAGGAUCCACACUGGAGAGAAACCUUUCAAAUGCACUCAGUGUGGGAAGAGUUUCAGACAGUCAACAAACUUUAAUCUACACAUGAGGAACCACACUGGAGAGAAACCAUUCACUUGCACUCAGUGUGGGAAGAGUUUCAGCCAAUCAGCAUCCCUUAAUCAACACCUGAGGAUCCACACUGGAGAGAAACCAUUCACUUGCACUCAGUGUGGGAAGAGUUUCAGCCAAUCAUCAUCCCUUAAUCUACACAUGAGGAUCCACACUGGAGAGAAACCAUUCACAUGCACUCAGUGUGGGAAAUGUUUCAGACAAUCAUCGUCCCUUAAUCUACACAUGAGGAUCCACACUGGAGUGAAGCCAUUCACUUGCACUCAGUGUGGGAAGAGUUUCAGCCAAUCAUCAAACUUUAAUCUACACAUGAGGAUCCACACUGGAGAGAAACCAUUCACUUGCACUCAGUGUGGGAAGAGUUUCAGGCAAUCAUCAAACCUUAAGCUACACAUGAGGAUUCACACUGGAGAGAAACCAUUCACUUGCACUUGAGCCGCGAUCACACUGGACUUUUCUCCCCUUAGACUUCCAUUCAUACGCACGUUAAUGCGUCAGACCGGAAACGCAAGUUUGUGCGUCAAGUUUCGCAGUUCACUGCCUUGCAAAGAUCAAGCUUUGUGAAUUCUGACCAGCGAAAUCGCAUCACUUGACUGUGUGAGACCAAUCGAAGAUCAAAACAUGACCUCUCUGGACAGAAAUUUAAAAUAUGGACCAAUCGCUCACUUUUUUAAUGUCUAAUCAUCUUGUUUAAUCCCGCUCCUUUUCGCAGCGCCAUACAACAGAAUUUCGCAUGCUCAAACUCUAGUGUGACCGCAGCUUCGGUGUGGGAUGAGUUUCAACAACUCAUCAGACCUUAAACACAUGAAGACCCACACUGGAGAGAAACCAUUCACAUGCAGUCAGUGUGGGAAGAGUUUCAACCGAUCAUCAAAUCUUAAUGAACACAUGAAGAUCCACACUGGUGUGAAAGAGUAUAUGUGCUUGAGUGUGAGAAGACUUUUAUUACAGCUCUAAAAGUGAAACUGCACCAGACGAUUCACACUGAAGAGACCAUACAAGUGUUCACUUUGUGACGAGGUUUAAUCGGUUAACACAUCUGAAAACACAAAAGAGGAUUCACACUGGAGAGAAACCGUACAGAUCUGAUCAGUGUCUACAGAAUUGGACAAAAAGUUGCACACAUGACAUGAAUACAGCAAAACAUUUUCCCACGUGCACAGGAUGUUUUAAUGUCUGAAUAAUGUUUGAAAAGGCUGAGUGACGGCAUACUGUUUUUCCAACACUCCUACACUGCAGUAGGAGGGGUUGUAAAUGUGUCGCUCUCCUCGCGUUUACCGUAAACACAAUGAUGGCGGCUGAGAGAAGAACAGUUUUAUAAACAUCUGGCAAACAGCACCUCUGCGGCUUAAAAUCUCUCUUUGCAAGUGAUUGUACGGGUGCGGAUACAUCUGUACUCCACUCUCCAGUGUAUUCAUGUAGCUAGUGUUGUUUUGGAUGAUGUUCUCUGUCUGACUCCCUGAAUGAGAAACAUCAAUGGGAAGACGCCGCACAUCAAAGGUGGAGCUCCAGGACAGUUAGUUUGCAGUAUACCAGGGCCUCAACUUUAGAAAACCCAUUCAA